AUGGCUUAUUCAGAUACUUUUAUGUUACAUGAUGAUGAAAUAUUUCAAAUAUUUUCAAAAUGUCGUGAGCUUGGUGCUAUUGCUAUGGUACAUGCUGAAAAUGGUUUAGUAAUUAAAGAAUUAGAAAAAGAAAUAUUAAAACUAGGCAUAACAGGACCCGAAGGUCAUCUUCUUAGUCGUCCAGAAAAGCUUGAAGCUGAAGCUACAAAUCGAGCUAUUAUUAUUGCUGAACAAACUCGAUGUCCUCUUUAUGUUGUACAUGUAAUGAGUAAAACAGCAGCUGAUAAAGUACAAGAAGCACGAUUAAAAGGUCAAGUUGUAUUCGGUGAAUCUAAUGUAGCAAGUUUAGGUACUGAUGGAUCACAAUAUUUUAAUAAAUGUUGGCGUCAUGCAGCUGCUCAUGUUACGUCACCACCUCUUCGUACUGACCCAUCAACAGGACCUUAUCUUGUAGAUCUUUUAGCUAAUGGUUCAUUAUCAACAACUGCUACUGAUCAUUGUACGUUUAAUGCCAAUCAAAAAGCUUUAGGCAAAGAUGAUUUUCGAAAAAUUCCAAAUGGUAUUAAUGGUAUUGAAGAUCGUUUAUCAGUUAUUUGGACUAAAGGUGUUGAAACAGGCCAACUUGAUAUAAAUCAAUUUGUUGCUGUAACAAGUUCUAAUGCUGCACGUAUUUUUAAUAUGUAUCCAAAAAAAGGUCGUAUCGCAGUUGGUUCCGAUGGUGAUUGUUUAAUAUGGGAUCCACAAGCAACAAAAACAAUAUCUAUUUCGACACAUCAUCAAGCAUGUGAUUUUAAUAUAUUCGAAGGUUUUCAAUGUCGUGGUUUACCUAUAAUAACAAUUGUUGCUGGUAAAAUUGUUUAUGAAAAUGGACAAUUAAAUGCUAUACAAGGUUCAGGCAAAUAUAUUGAAACAACAUGUUUUACUGAUUAUGUUUAUCAAAAAUUAAAUAAACGGGAACAACUUCGUGAACAACUUUUCAAACAACAAAAAAUUGAACGUGAACCAUAUACAGGUGAAGUAAUUGAUGUAAACAAAUCAGUUGCAAAUGGUGAUUCGAAAACAAGUCCAAAACAUCAAAUAAUUCAUAGUAAUCAUGAAUUACCAGCUGCUGGCUUUCAUAAUCGUCCAGCAACACGUGCUGGAGCAAGAAAUCUAUUUGAUUCAAGUUUUAUGUUGUCAGGUGAACAAUGGGAUGAUGGAAAUCUUCGAAAAACAACACGUGUUCAACAACCACCUGGCGGACAAUCAAAAGGAUUAUGGUGA
This is a messenger RNA of Rotaria sp. Silwood2, 1263 nucleotides long. The record is from the annotation of a GenBank genome assembly. NCBI's taxonomy places the organism in Eukaryota, Metazoa, Rotifera, Eurotatoria, Philodinida, Philodinidae.